Hyposmocoma kahamanoa is the source of this 2501-nucleotide messenger RNA. RefSeq lists its product as uncharacterized. Bases 44 to 1324 code for a protein of 426 amino acids. The record is from RefSeq and is a predicted model, not a curated record. The transcript is spliced from 5 exons. Lineage: Eukaryota; Metazoa; Arthropoda; Insecta; Lepidoptera; Cosmopterigidae.
UGGUUUAAGGGGGCCUAACGUUGAAUCUAAGGGGAAUACUAGAAUGGGACAUACAACGAAUAGGUUAAGGCACGUCAACGACGUCAAUAAGACAAGGAAUUCGAAACAACUCGACGAGGUGAAAGGAAGAAGUGUUGUUCAAAAUACAAGCGAAAUGCCGUCUAGAAUGCUGCCUUGCAAGAUAUACGCGACAGAGAUGUUUCGGGACAGGGACACAGAAGUGCUACCUCGUUCUUUAACGAACAAGGCUUGCAGCUACGCGCCGGAGUCACAGGACUUCGCGCAGUUGACCAAAGGCAGUUUGGGCCCCUCGCCUGAACCUGGAAACUCCAUACAUGACCAGUACAAAAAACUACUUCUAGAACAAUACGGUUUCGACCCCUUCAACCCGGUAACAGCAAAGCUGUUGCGACAAGUGCUCUGUAACGCAUCGCCGAAAGUUGAGAACAGCUCGCAGUGCGCGAAUCCUGACAUGAUUACAAAUUAUACCGAUACUUUGGAGUCUCCUUGGCAUUGUGUCGACAGCACAGAAGAUGUGGAUCAAUACUUAGCGUCAAAACCCCAACCACCAAGGCAAUGUAACUAUUCGCAAAUAUUAGGACAAUCGACUCCCAUUUCUAAACGCUUCUUUUCCAAUUCAACACCAAUUUCCACACCUAUAUUAUCAUUUUCUCGUCAACGGCCAACUCCACAAGAAGUUUCUGUAAGAGACGAACCUCGAAUCAAAGUCAUCGUAGAGAAAUACACAAGGUACAAGAAAAAGAAUUUGGAAAUAAGACAGUUACAAGAAAAGAUUGUGUGUGUAGAAUAUGAUGUUUAUAUUACUGACGAUGAUACGAAACCUGUUCAGACUAUGAGAUCUUUUUUUUCUGUAUCAAAUGAAUGUUACAAAUGUGGAGAUAAAGAUAUUCCUCUAAACGGCGUACCGUCGGAAUUUAGAAAAAAAUACAACAUUACAGAGCAAAAUUUAAAAGAAGUAACAAACGAAAUAGAAAUUAUAGACAGUAAUGUACCAGGUAACAAAACUUACUUAGAAGAUCUUAAAAAAUUGUUGAAAAAGCAAGGAGAAAUACGCACUAAGAAGAAUGCACCUUCACUAGAUUUGAAAGCUAUGUAUAAUAUGGCAAAAAGAGACUGUCCGUCAUUCGACCACGAUUUUUCAAGCACAAAUUUGUUGUCUAAAGCGGAAUUAGAAGAAAUUAAAGAGCUCUUAAAAAAGAGUAUAUCAGCUAAUUUAAAGAUAAACAAAAAAAUUGUGAACCCCAAGUCAUCUCAAUUUCAUUUAUGUCAAUUGUCAGAAAGUAUUCUGGCCGCUUGUAUUUAGAAAGCAGGAAUUUCUGAGGCGCUGCGCAGAUGGAGCAAUUUUGAUCCUCGAGUUUCGGCAACUAUCUGUGUAUGACAUUUCAACACAAUUCCAUGAAACUGCGAUUAAGUACAUUGUUAAUUGCCACCUCAAGUUGCCAAUUUCUCCAACCGGCAACUGCAACGUGUCGAGCGAGAGCGACUACACUCCUUCCCGUCUCACGCAGCGUCAGUCUUGCUCUUGCUAAUGACCUGGAUUUCGAAAGUUUCUUUUAAAUCGCGGCAUCCGUUAGGCUUUUUUGUUGCUGCAACUGGUAAUUAACGGACACUUGUUGACAGUUGCGUCAACUAAAACUGCACCUUCAGCGCAGCGCAUAAGGGUGCCUUGAAAUUAGACGCUUAUGAAAACAGUGUAGUGGCGCUGCAGCCGCACAACAAUAUUUAUAAUGUCGGCCAUACACUCUACGGUAUACCGGAGAGGUCUACCUGCGCAGGUAGACCGCUUGUGGUAGCGUAUGUGGGACUGUCCGGUAUGCCGGAGAUCUUCAGUUAACUUCGGUGUGGCGCUACUACUACACAACUACCGAUUUAGUGGCGUUGGGUUGUAUUCCUUUUAAUUUUUCUACAAGCAUCUUAUAAGCAGCUUCUAUUUUAUCUCGGUGGUAUUCUUUAUUUCCUAUAUGUCAAAGACAUGGAUGAAUUCGAUAUAUUUCUAUAAAUUCCUCAAGUAUUUUCUUAUUAUCUUUGUAUGGAUGUUGUCAUUUUUUAUUACGCACUGGAGUACGAUGCGAACGACGUACCGUAACUAGAAAUUAAAUGGCGUAACCUGCGCAGGCGACCGUAGUACACGCACACAUGCACAGGUUCACCGUACGGUAGCACUCAAAAGAAUUAAUUUUCGAUCUUGCGCCUGUCGCCUGCGCUGGUACACUAAACUGUCUGUUCCAAUUUUUCUAUAUCUAUGGUUCCAAUACACGUUCCGGUCCAGGCAGACCUCUCCGGUAUACCGUAGAGCCGGUAUGUCCGGAAUUAAGCGCAGUUCCUUACGUUCAGAAUUAGUGAACUAAAAAUUACUGAAGUGUUACAGACUCUUAUAAACUCACAGCGCGUAUGACAUCCUAUGUAGAGUAUUUAAAAUAUAUAACGCACACUCUCAUAGCCCCGCACCAGGGAAACCCUGUAUCGCAGGUGUCAUGGAU